Molecule: messenger RNA, 1662 nt
Organism: Scleropages formosus (Asian bonytongue)
Lineage: Eukaryota; Metazoa; Chordata; Actinopteri; Osteoglossiformes; Osteoglossidae
Gene: tcta
Product: T cell leukemia translocation altered
Exons: 3
Coding region: 385-654 (89 amino acids)
Biological process (GO): osteoclast fusion
Source: RefSeq, a predicted model, not a curated record
GCGGUUUCUACGGAAACCACUGAGGGAUUAUUUAUUUACACCGGUUUAUAUUACGCUCCCUUGGUUGAAAUGACAUUUAUAUCAUUUGUUAGUAAUGCGUUUUACACUGAUAAUUAACUUUUUUUUAAAAAAAACGCGGAUGGUAGGUGUGUGGUGAAUCUGCUGCUGUGAAACUUUUGUCACUUCCUACAGUGCUACAGGCUUCUUUGUGUCUGUCGACACAGCGCUUCCUGCUCGCUCGCGCACAGACACACAAAGUAUUUUGUUUUUUGGGUUUUUAUUAUUUUUUUUUUUUGUUAUUUUCUCGCGUUCUUCAUCCUGAAACAAUGUGGCCCGGUGCGGUGUUGCCCGGCGGCACCCUGCUGCUGCUGUGUGUGUAGCGACAUGGAGGAGCCCUGGGACCUGGAGCUCGUGUCCCGCCUCGCGGACGGAGUGCUCUCCUUCCUGUCCGCGUUCGCCGAGGACUGGGCGGCCAACGACAUGAGGGUGGCCCUCUUCAAAAUCCUCCUCGGCUGGCUCGUCCUCAGCCUCGUCGCCAUCCACUUCGCGUGGAAAGUGUACGGGAGCACUGUGAACGACAUGUACUACAGGCUGGGUACUGGGGGUCAGAAUGGAGGCACUCCGGACACAGCCCCACACCUCAGCGGCUGGUAGGUGUCCUGCCUUGUGCGCAGCCAGGGAGAGUAUGACUGGAGAUGGCUUCAAGACCCACCGAGAAUGACAAGCAAGAUUCCACCCAGGUCCAGCCAGCGGGACUGCAUCGUCCCACCUUUUAGACCCGCCAGUCACGAGGGAUUUCUCCACGCUGUGCCUGGACUAUAAUGAUUUUUUUUGUUCUUGUUUCUGGGGUUGUGUGACACCUGUCCAGAUCUGAGGUCAAACUCUGGACAUGCAGACCAUUUAAGAAAAGAAAAUUGAGCUACACAGAGACACCCUGUAAAGUGAAGUUUACACCCUGUGUACAGGCAGGUUGGUGGGUCAGCUGUGACAGUCAGCUCUUGGGGUAGAUGGUUGUGCAGUUCUGUGUUCUGGCUUUGACUGUCUUCAGCUUUCAGUGGAAGGUUUACUUAUGACAGAUGAAUUAAUCUAUAAGUAGUCAUCACUGUUCAAGCAGAAUUUAGAAUUCUGCUUAUGUAAUAUUAAGUCUUAAAUUCAAUGUAUUCUAUGAAGUAAAUAAGGGAGAGUUUCUGGAUAUGGACAACUCAGCAAGAAGACUGAUUAUUCAAUCCAUAUACCAUACCAUUGCUAUAGUUUGAACCAGACCCAAAUCAGUGCAAGAACAUAGAGUCAGUGGCACAGGAAUCUUAAACUGUCCACUUGUGAUGGACCAGUUUUGUGAAAUGGCUUGCUGGAAAACAUAAGUCCAAACGUGGAAUAUCCUUUGUCAAGAGGACCACGAUGUGGACACUUGCUGGUAGAGCCUCCACAGCUUGCCACUAAUUCCAUCAUCUAUGGAUAUUGAAUUGUGUUGCUUUUUGAGUGUGAAAUGGUGUGACACCAAAAUACAAUGUUCAGUGUGGUUGGAUUGAUUUCUGUAAAACAUUAAUGGUCUAACUUGUAAUUAUGUAAUCAGGUAUCUGCUGCGAUCCUGAAUUUCAUCCGUGGCAGGAAGAACGGAGGUGUACUUUACUAAAUAAGCUUCUUAAUAAACAAUAUUUAACU